Messenger RNA from Oenanthe melanoleuca, 3305 nucleotides. RefSeq names its product cholinergic receptor nicotinic alpha 3 subunit (gene CHRNA3). Gene Ontology annotation, cellular component: synapse; neuron projection; postsynaptic membrane. The transcript has 6 exons. The record is from RefSeq and is a predicted model, not a curated record. Gene Ontology annotation, molecular function: transmembrane signaling receptor activity; acetylcholine-gated monoatomic cation-selective channel activity. NCBI's taxonomy places the organism in Eukaryota, Metazoa, Chordata, Aves, Passeriformes, Muscicapidae. Gene Ontology annotation, biological process: chemical synaptic transmission; signal transduction; nervous system process. Bases 371 to 1861 code for a protein of 496 amino acids.
CUGCGCCAGAAGACUGCUCUUUGCCUACAACAACAUCUGUUUUCGCUACACUUUAUUUGCCGUUUCCAAAGCUCUGACAGCCCGGGUAGCUGGAAAGGGGGCAGCACAGCAGAGCUGAUGGGAGCUGAGUGCGCAGAGCCGCGCUCAGGGUCCUGCCGGCUGCUACUUGCAGGCGUUUCACGCACCGCAGCAGCCGAGCCUUCCCCGCUCACUGCGCUCCUACAGUCCUGACAGCAGCCGAGCCUUCCCCGCUCCCUGCGCUCCUACAGUCCUGACAGCAGCCGAGCCUUCUCCGCUCCCUGCGCUCCUACAGUCCUGGCAGCGAAGCUCAGCAACAGCCCCUGGCCAACAGGCAGUCAUCCAUAACACUAUGAAGAGCCUGAGCACUCUCCUUCUACCUGCUGCUGUCUGCUUGCUCUGUCAAGGCUGCGGCGGUUCCGAGGCCGAGCACCGGCUCUACUCGGCCCUCUUCGAGAGCUACAACCAGUUCGUACGCCCCGUGAAGAACGUGUCGGACCCCGUCAUCGUCCAGUUCGAGGUGUCCAUGUCGCAGCUGGUGAAGGUGGACGAAGUCAACCAGAUAAUGGAAACCAACUUGUGGCUGAAGCACAUCUGGAAUGAUUACAAGCUUCGGUGGAAUCCAGCAGACUAUGGAGGUGCUGAAUUCAUCCGAGUUCCAUCUGGCCAGAUCUGGAAGCCAGAUAUUGUUUUAUAUAACAAUGCAGUUGGGGAUUUCCAGGUUGAUGACAAGACAAAGGCCCUUUUAAAAUACACGGGUGAUGUGACAUGGAUACCUCCAGCAAUAUUUAAAAGUUCAUGUAAAAUAGAUGUAACCUACUUCCCAUUUGAUAAUCAGAACUGCACCAUGAAGUUUGGCUCCUGGUCUUACGACAAAGCCAAAAUUGACUUAGUUCUAAUUGGCUCUACAAUGAACCUGAAGGAUUACUGGGAGAGUGGAGAAUGGGCUAUAAUUAAAGCUCCUGGUUAUAAACAUGAUAUCAAAUACAACUGUUGUGAAGAGAUAUAUACAGACAUCACAUAUUCUCUUUACAUUAGGCGUUUACCUUUGUUUUACACUAUCAAUAUGAUUAUUCCCUGUCUGCUGAUUUCUUUUCUGACUGUAUUAGUUUUCUAUUUGCCUUCAGACUGUGGUGAGAAGGUGACACUCUGCAUAUCAGUGCUUCUCUCUUUAACAGUGUUCCUUCUUGUUAUCACAGAAACUAUACCUUCCACUUCCCUGGUAAUUCCCCUUAUUGGGGAGUACCUCCUUUUCACCAUGAUCUUUGUGACUCUAUCAAUUGUCAUCACAGUAUUUGUACUCAAUGUGCACUACAGAACACCCAAGACACACACAAUGCCCGUGUGGGUGAGAACCAUUUUCUUGAACUUACUUCCUCGGAUCAUGUUCAUGACAAGGCCUGCCAGUGAUGAGGAGAACAAUCAGAAGCCAAAACCAUUAUUCACUUCUGAGUUUUCAAACUUGAAUUGCAUCAACGGUUCUGAAACCAAAUGCUGCAAAGAUGGCUUUGUUUGUCAAGACAUGGCAUGCAGCUGCUGUCAGUGUCAGCGCACCAAGUUCUCGGAUUUCAGUGGCAAUCUCACUAGAAGUUCAAGCUCUGAAUCUGUAGAUCCUAGGCUUUCCUUUUCAGUUCUGUCACCAGAAAUGAGGGAUGCUAUUGAAAGUGUGAAAUACAUUGCAGAAAAUAUGAAAAUGCAGAAUGAAGCAAAAGAGAUUCAGGAUGAUUGGAAAUAUGUUGCCAUGGUCAUUGAUCGUAUUUUUCUAUGGGUUUUCAUCCUGGUAUGUAUUCUAGGAACAGCAGGAUUGUUUUUACAACCUCUGAUGGCUGGAGAUGAAAUGUAAAGAUUAAAUAAAAUGUUGUGAAAUCAAAUAAAACUGCCAACUAACUCUGCACCCUCCUCCCAGCACCUCAUGUCUCUUCCAUGUGUAGUAGAACAAGGAUCUCUCUUGGCUUCAACUUUGCUUGACCAAGGCAACUUUGUUCAAAAUGUGGAAAAAGAAAUUAUUUGGAACCUUUAUGACAGCUAAUCUCAGAGUAAUACAAGCUAUGCUUUACAGCUACUUCCUGCAAUAACUGGAGAAGAUGGAGGCAGUUAAACUUUAUAGGAAUUAUUUAAGAAGGGGUUAAUAAAGAAAUGGAAAAUUACAUGAAUAUUCAGAAAGUCAGCAUGGGUUCAGUGCUUUGGACUGCUAGGUUUGUUUCAUAGUCUGGUGCCUAGCCUCCUCAGAGCACGACAGGAUCUUCUGGAAGGAGAUCCUAGUGAGUUCCAUGAAUGCCCUCUUGAGGAUGGAAGUGGGAAGCACAAGUACCAAAGCACUGGAAUGCAGACAUGGCCACCUGCUGGACAAACUGACCCACACAGAGGCAAGAAAGGACUCAGGAGAGGUUUAUUACGAAAGGAAAACAAAUAGGUAAAUAAGAGAUGAUGAUAAUAAAGCAGUCAUAAAGCAAACUGUGUGUGUCCCCAGGCUACAAUGUAUGUAAAGGAUGUCAAGAAACAAAGCUACUCAAACCGGAUGAUGUUUAGAAUUGUGUACAAGUAAAACAAGCAACAAGCUGAUCUGCAAGUGAUGCAAAGAAUCAAAAGACUCUGACAGGAUAGUUCGGAUACAGAGGCAUCCUGCUGUAGUGAAGUGUUUCAUGCCAGGGGAAGGCAGGUAGACAAAAAUAGUCCUGUAAAGUGUGCUUAAAUUGUUGCUUAGACAUAUAUAUCUUCUCUUUUUCUUUAAUCAGUAACUGCAGAUCAUUUAAGAGCAUGAAUAAAUAAUACAACACAACACUGUAAUCUGAUCCCAUUUUGUAAAAAUAUGAACUGUUCUCUCUGUACCAAACUGAAAACUUUGUGGAAAUACAGUGUACCAAGUGAUGUAAUAUUUAUGAAAAUAAAGAGAAUCAAACUGUUGAAAAUUGUGCCUUUUUUUUAAUUUAUUUUGAGCAAGUGACAGAAAUCUAGAUAAGGUAGCAUGACCUACAGUUCAGUACAUUCAGCAUAAGUUACAGAAGUAAAAGUCCAUGCUUCUGAGUAUAUUAACGUUCUUUUGUUUCAGACACACCUGAUAAGCAGAAGACUCCAACGAUUCCAGUGUCCAGCAGUGUUAUGUGAAUCUAUCAUGAUCAGACUAGAAGUCACUAAAAGAAAUCCAUGCAUUUGCAAAAACUGUGAGUUACUGUAGUAAAGAGAGUGACUCCACUGGGCAAUGUGCUGCCCAUCAUGAUAUAACUGGGCACCCUGGAGACACCAUUUAACAGGGGGAAAGAGAUUAAAUGGAAAGUUAAAAAAAAAAA